Effrenium voratum is the source of this 2742-nucleotide messenger RNA. Lineage: Eukaryota; Dinophyceae; Suessiales; Symbiodiniaceae. The record is from the annotation of a GenBank genome assembly.
AUGGAGCUGCCUUUGCCGCAUCCGCGGCUUUCACAGAGCCAGGUCGCGCAUGUGGCGCACGCGGCUUGGACGCCGAUCCCCGCGAACUUUGCCGGCUUGCCACCGGCGUCUCGGCGGUUGGGCCUGGCGUUGCUGGCCGCGAGGUUGCGGCGUUGCCAGCGCCGUGUGGCGUCGCUGGAUCGCCCAGUGAAACGGCUGCGUGCCAGGAGGCGGCCGCCGGCGCCGGUGAUGUCACAGCGCACCGCGCUGGAGCAAGCGCCCAGCCUGGAAUUUCUUGGGACAUGCCUUGCCAGCGGGCGGCUGGAGGAGGCGGACCAGGUGACCAGGGACCUGCUGCUGGUCCUCGCUGGCGGACCCGCGCUGGCCCGAGGUUUCCUGCAGCCCGAAGAGGUGCCGGGCAUCUCUGCUGAGGAUCUGCGGGCACUAGACCGGCUCUGGGUGAAAUACUCGGAGGGCCGCCUCGGCUACAGCGUGCAGCGGGAACGGCUCGAAGCGGCAGGCGGAGAUUUCCAGAAGUUCAUGCACGAGAUCGGCUGGCUGCAGGGCCCCGAGCCCAUGCUGCGCUUCUGGCCCCGCCGCGAGUUCGACUACUCCCUCACUGCGCCCCAAGGGCACCUGCCCCUGACGAACCUCAUCCGCGGCCGCGAGCUGCUGCUGGCCUUGCUGCGCCAUCCCGCCUUCGCAGGCGCGGCAACUGCGGCUACUGCAGAUGUACCUGUGGUGAAGGAGGCGACGACCCCUGAGGUGCGCGACUGGUGGGCCAAGCUCACUGGCGGCGCGGACGACGAGGAAUUGGACAGCACGACGGAUCCAGAGCAGACGAGCAUCGAGAGGCCGCCCGAGAGCUUCGAAGAGCGGGGCCCCGGGGAGGUUUGCUUCCGGAUCACUCUAAUCACCGGCUUUGAGACGUUCAACGCACGCCUCUACCGGUCUGCAGCGAGGCAAGCCGCCGAUGUGCCGGGCCUCUCCAUUUGUGUUUUCACCGAUAAGGACAUUGCCGAGCGUCGAGCUGUGGUGCAGCAGGCGCUUGAGACGACGGACGUAUUUUUCUGCUCGCUGAUUUUCGACUUCGACCAGGCGGAGUGGCUCAGAGAAGCCUGCCAACACAUCGAGGUCCGCAUGAUCUUCGAGUCCGCCUUGGAGCUAAUGUCCUGCACCAAGGUGGGCUCCUUCGCCAUGUCCGGCGGCGGCGGCGGCAUGCCGCCGGCAGUGCGGUCGCUGAUCUCCUCGCUGACCGGGCAGCGCGAGGAGGACCGCAUCGCUGGUUACACAAAGUUCCUGAAGACUGGGCCGAAGCUGCUGCAGUUCCUGCCGCAGCUUGGGCCCAUCCCGGACCUGCGGCGCUGGCUGCAGAGCUACGCCUUGUGGAGCGGCGGGGGCCGCGCCAACGUGGCCAAGAUGCUGCGCUAUCUCGCGCACGAGUUUGGCCAGCUCGAGUCUGCAGGCACCGAUGGCACGGCGGGCGACGAAACUUCUGGAAAUCCUUUGGAGGUCGUCGAGAUCCCGCAGGUGGGCCUUCUGCACCCGGCGCGGAAGUUCGCUUUCCAGCCGGGGCCCUUUUGGCAGAGCCCACGGGACUACCUCGACUGGUAUCGAAGUUACAAGCCCGAGGCCUUUACCGAGCGGUGGCCACGGGUGGCCGUGCUGCUGUACCGAAAGCACGUGGUGUCAGAGCUCUCCUACAUUUGGCAGCUGGUGAACUACUUUGAGGAGAAGCACCAGAUCCUGCCGAUACCCAUCUUCAUCCAAGGCGUGGAUGCGCAUAUCGCCGUGCGAGACCUGCUGACCAGUGAUGCGGAGCGGGAGGCGGUGGCGUCCGGGAAGGUGCCCAAGAACAGGACUUUGUCGGAGGAGGCCAUCGAGGUGGAUGCAGUCGUCAACACCAUCGGCUUUCCCCUGGUUGGGGGGCCGGCCGGUUCCAUGGAAGGCGGCCGGAACAGCGAGAUCGCCAAGGAGAUCCUGACAUCCCUCAACGUGCCAUACUUCGUUGCGGCCCCCUUGCUGAUCCAAGACGUGAACUCUUGGAGGGAGCAAGGCAUCGGUGGCCUGCAGGGCGUGGUGCUCUACGCGCUCCCGGAGCUGGACGGCGCCAUCGACGCGGUGGCCCUGGGCGGCCUGGUUCCCGGGGGCGACAUCGAACUGCUGCCAGACCGCGUGGAUCGCCUGGCAGGGCGCCUGAAGCGCUGGGUGCGGCUGCGCCGCACGCCGUCCGCGCAGCGCAAGGUGGCCAUCAUUUUGUAUGGCUACCCGCCGGGCAUUGGCGCCACCGGCACGGCGGCGCUGCUCAACGUGCCCCAGUCCCUCCACAGGCUGCUAGUGGCCAUGAAGGAGCAGGGCUAUGAUGUCGGAGACCUGCCUGAGGACCCGGAGGAACUGAUCCGGGAAAUUACCGCAGGGGACCAGGCGGCCGACUCGGGCGCCGGCUUCGGGGACCGCGCGGAGCUCGCCAAGGGCGCGGCCCAGGUGGAGGUUCAGCAGCUGGCCGAGUGGCUGCCGCGAGACAGCCAGGAGGCGGUGGAGUCCAAGUGGGGGGAGGGCCUGGCGCAGAGCGGCAUCCGCGCCAUGGGCUCGGCGCUGCUGCUAGGGGGGCGCAAGCAGGGCAACGUCUGGCUAGCGGUGCAGCCACCCCUUGGCGUGCCCGGGGACCCCAUGCGGCUUUUGUUCGAGCGGGACAUGACGCCGCACCCGCAGUACGUGGCCUUCUACAAGUACAUUGAGAACGAAGCUCGGUCAGACAUGUAG